UAUAUCUACCACUGUUGUGUGCUCCUCCAAAGCAAGAGAGUGAAGUGGAAGUGAACUAGUGAUGGCGGGGCAAUCAAGGAAGUGGAUGAUAUUGUUGGCAACAAUAUGGAUACAAGCAUUCACUGGCACCAAUUUUGAUUUCUCAGAGUACUCUUCAGCUAUGAAAUCAGUACUCAACAUCUCACAGGUGCAACUCAACUACCUUGCCACAGCCAGUGACAUGGGCAAGUUCUUUGGAUGGUCCUCUGGUCUUGCUCUCAUGUAUCUUCCUCUCUCUGCUGUCAUGUUCAUCUCUGCUUCCAUGGGCUUCAUCGGCUAUGGCCUCCAAUGGCUUGUCAUCAAGCAACUCAUCACUUUGCCUUAUUUUCUGAUCUUUCUUCUGUGUCUUUUGAGUGGCUGCAGCAUCUGUUGGUUCAACACAGUUUGUUUUGUUCUCUGCAUUAAGAAUUUCCCAGUUAACAGAGCCCUUGCAUUGUCACUCACUGUGAGUUUCAAUGGUGUAAGUGCUGCACUCUACACACUUGCUGCAAAUUCAAUAGACCCUUCAUCUGAUACAGUGUAUCUGCUUUUGAAUGCCAUUGUUCCACUUCUCACUUCCCUUGCAGCACUAAUCCCAAUUCUUCGCCAACCACCUUUAGAUUCUCUUUCUCCUGAUGCAGCUCGUAGGAACUCAGUGAUAUUUCUUAUAUACAACAUCUUAGCCAUUUUCACUGGCCUUUAUCUCCUUCUCUUUGGUUCCUCAACUUCUGAUGCAGCCACGGCACGCCUCUACUUUGGUGGAGCUAUUUUUCUUCUCAUCUGUCCAUUAUGUUUACCUGGAAUUAUAUAUGCUCGAAAUUGGUUUCUCCAUGUUAUCCAUUCCAGCUUUCAGAUGGAAGGUUCUGGCUUCAUUCUUGUUCAUGUUAAUGAUCUUGAGCUUCAUAAAGAACUUCUUACCCGUCAAAAUAGUACUCACAGCAAUGGAGAUGGUCACAAUUUGCUGAGUGAUGAUGGAUCCAUGUAUAGAAGUCACAGGACAAAAAGUAGUGAUGGAUGUUGUCAAAGCAUGCUUGGACAGGAUCAGUUGGCAAUGCUGGGAGAAGAACACACAGCUGCAGAUAUUGUAGGAAGGUUGGAUUUUUGGCUUUAUUAUGUUGCAUACUUCUGUGGAGGUACGAUUGGUCUUGUUUACAGCAAUAAUCUUGGACAGAUAGCUCAAUCUUUAGGCAUGAGUUCAAGGACUUCUACCCUUGUCACUCUAUACUCAUCCUUCUCCUUCUUUGGUCGCUUGUUUUCAGCUGUACCAGACUAUAUUCGAAAUAAGUUCUACUUUGCAAGGACUGGAUGGCUAACCAUUGCACUUAUACCAACCCCAAUUGCGUUCCUCAUUCUUGCUGCAUCAGACAGUGCUGUGGCACUUAAUACAGGCACUGCACUAAUUGGUUUCAGCUCUGGUUUCAUAUUUGCUGCUGCUGUGGCUGUCACAUCUGAGCUGUUUGGACCUAACAAUGUGAGCGUCAACCACAACAUUCUCAUAACAAAUAUCCCAAUUGGAUCGCUUCUCUAUGGACUUCUAGCUGCAGUAGUUUAUGAUGCCAAUGCUAACUCAACAAAGCCAGGAAACUUCAUGUCUGACUCACUAGUGUGCAUGGGAAGGCAGUGCUACUUCUGGACUUUUGUGUGGUGGGGAUGUAUAUCUGUCAUUGGACUAGCUUCUAGUGUGCUGUUGUUCUUAAGAACCAAACAUGCAUACGAUCGUUUUGAGAGACACCGUCUUUCAGCAAGAUCAGAUCUGUCUUAACUUUAGGCACACUUGGGAUGUGAAGAUUAUAGAAUUGUUGAUAGCAAAAGCUUGAAAUAUAUAGGCUAUGAUUUUGGAGGCAAAACUAAUGCAAGGGCUUAGUCUUGAUGAACAUGUAUAUUCUAGUGUAAUAUGAGGAGAGAUCUAGAUUUCGAGGCAAAAAGGGUGAGGCUUUUGUUUCUCCCUCUCACGAUGCACCAAACAAAUAAAAAAAAAAAAAGAAAAAAAAAAAGAAAAAAAGAAGAAUGAAAAGUAAAUAAGGAUGGAAGCUUUGGGUGCAUGAGGUUUGAGGAAAUAUGCGUCAAUGAAUAUCCGGACCUUCAUGAAGUGUUCAUGUUUUGCAACCAUGACCUUGGUCAAAGUGAGGACAUAAAUACUAUGCUUUGUAUAAUCAGGAGGCAGGAGCUAUGUUUUGGCAUUGCUUGAGGCAUCUUGGAUCCAAAGAUAAUAGUGCAGUACUCCUAGCUAUGCUUUGAGUAACUUUUCAAAAGAAAUUUAUUUACAAAGGCUAGCUGCUAGAAGCCUAGAAGGCAACUAAUUUUUUUUUUUUUUGGGCAGAAAAAAAAGAAAACUAGUCUUUGACUACUAAGUUCUGCAAUUUAGGACCCCUUGUUUCUUUACUGAGAACACAACACAAGCUUAAUCGACUUUGUGACCUUAAAACAAGAACUUUUGCUAAGAAUUUUCCUUAAUGCUUGAAGGCUUGAAGUAGAAACAGACUCAUCUUGGCGUUCUAAGAAGCCUAAAAAAGUACUUGUGCUAUUUUCUCUCUGACUUGGAUUAUCUUUAUUAUGUUCUGAAUCUUUGGCAUUUGUCUAUGGUGCAACAUUUCAAAUAUCAUGUCUAUUGAUUUUUAUGUA
Messenger RNA from Gastrolobium bilobum, 2640 nucleotides. RefSeq names its product protein NUCLEAR FUSION DEFECTIVE 4-like. Lineage: Eukaryota; Viridiplantae; Streptophyta; Magnoliopsida; Fabales; Fabaceae. The record is from RefSeq and is a predicted model, not a curated record. The coding region runs from base 62 to 1780 and encodes 572 amino acids. The transcript is spliced from 3 exons. Gene Ontology annotation, cellular component: membrane.